CUCAUGGAAGUAAUUGAAGGCAUCGUCGACCAAAUCGUCGACGGUGUUGAUGACCUCGUUGAUGAACAGCUGCGGGUUCAGGCCCACCGAAUCAUACACCGCCUCGCUCUCGCUCCCUUCCAUUCAGAGCAGACCCCAAUUUCAGAACUAGGGUUUCGGAUUUUCCCGCCCAAAAAAUCUAGUCUCUGGGGAAAGGGAAGGACUUUGAAUUUUGAUUCUGGAAAAUGAAAUACAGUAGUUAAAUAUUGCACAACGGGGACACGUGGGAUUAUGUCUGUCUGCCACGUGUUUAAGGAUCAGACGGCUGUGGAUAGAGGUGGUACUGGAAAAACCAGGUUGCGAUUUAGUGAGAAAGAAAGAGUUGGGUGUGUUGUGGGAAGAGAGGCCAAGAAUGUUACAGAAGGGUUGCGAUAAGUUUCGGAGUUUUGUAGAAAAGAGAGUGAAUUUCGGUGUGUUUCGGAGCCACACAAGCAUGGCGAGGCAGAGCUCCAAAGUCGAGGCUAUCUAUGAACUAUGUAAAAAGACGUUUACGCCCUCGGGGUCUGCUCCCCCUUCUGCCGAAGCUGUCCAAAAGCUUUCUUCUCUUUUGGACACAGUCCAUCCUGCUGAUGUUGGACUUCAAGAGGAAAAUCCAGAUGAUGAUCGAGGGCUCGGUUUUUUCAGACUUGACAAUCUAAAUAGGGUUUCUCGAUGGACUCAACCAAUAACAUACUUGAACGUGUAUGAAGGAGAUACUUUUACGAUGUGUAUAUUCUGUUUCCCUACUUCCUCCGCCAUUCCACUUCAUGAUCACCCUGGCAUGACUGUUUUUAGCAAAGUUCUGUAUGGUUCUUUGCAUGUGAGAGCUUACGAUUGGGUGGAACCUUCCCUGGAAAGCAAGGGAUCAAAUAAUUUUCCAGUAAGAUUAGCAAAGCUAGCAGUUGACAAAGUUGUGACGGCACCGUGUGGGACAUCAGUUUUGUACCCAAAUAGUGGGGGGAAUCUGCAUUCUUUCACUGCAGUCACACCGUGUGCUGUUCUUGACAUUCUCACUCCUCCUUACAAUGAAGAUUUGGGUAGAAAAUGCACAUACUACCGUGACUACCCAUAUACUGCCUUCCCUACAGAAAUUAAGGUAUACAAGGCAAAAGAAGAGGACUAUGCAUGGCUUGCUGAGACAGAACCUAAUAUCUAUAUGCGAGGGGGAAACUACACUGGACCGACUAUUCAGGUUUAAUCUUCAUCAAUAACCAGUGAUGAUCAUUCAAUGAGCCAAUGCUUGUUAAGGUAUAUGGUUAAGUUUUGGACCCUACGAUGCAUUUCAUUUUUAGUCGAACUGCAGAAGCCUAAACAGAGGUAACUAAGGGGCUGCAACUGUGCAAAAAAGCUCUUUUGUGUAGGCUUUCAUGAAUCGUGAUCAGCUUUCUUGCAUACUUCGAUAGAUAGUUGUGUAGCUACAACGUAAUGAACGUAUUAUGAUUGUACACUGCAAUUUUGAUUUGCCAGUGGUGUUACCAUCUCCUUUUGCCUCUAUAGCAUUGCUUGUGUACAGGAAUCUUAUGCCGGCAAUGGUAUGUCAUUUUGAUGUUCCUUAUGGCCAAUUAGCCAGUAAGUUGAAAGUUAUUU
This is a messenger RNA of Fragaria vesca subsp. vesca, 1605 nucleotides long. Its product is annotated as 2-aminoethanethiol dioxygenase-like. The record is from RefSeq and is a predicted model, not a curated record. Gene Ontology annotation, molecular function: oxidoreductase activity, acting on single donors with incorporation of molecular oxygen, incorporation of two atoms of oxygen. Bases 392 to 1216 code for a protein of 274 amino acids. The transcript is spliced from 5 exons. Lineage: Eukaryota; Viridiplantae; Streptophyta; Magnoliopsida; Rosales; Rosaceae.